AUGUCACCUCAACACCUCAAACCUUCUCUCCCCCCGGGGGCCCCUGCAGGCCGCUGGCACGGCGGCCGCCAUGGGGGGGGCCUCAAGCACCAGGUGUGGAAGCCGCAGACUCCGAAGCAGCACAAGCAGGAGCAGCAGCAGCAGCAGCAGCAACAGCAGCAUAAGCAGCAACAACAACAACAACAGCAGCAGCAGCAGAAACGAACGGAAGAGGCUCCUGCUGCAGCAGCUGCAGCAGCAGCAUCAACUGAACAACACCCACCAGAGGCAGUGUCUAUAGGCGAGCUUGACUUUGGUCCCCCCGCAGAUCUUUGCCUGAAUGAAGGCGCCUUUCCUCCUCAGUUGCUGCAGCAGACAGUUACUUUGGCCGGCACCACUGCUGCUGCUGCUGCUGCUGCUGCUGCUAAGGCAACACCCAAGCUCCCGCAGCAGCAGCAGCAGCCGAGCUUUUGCUUGCCGCCUCCCGCCGCCGAUGAGCGCUGCAGCAGCAGCCCUCAAGGGAAACAACGUGAGCAGAUAGCAGACGCGGUGUGGCCCCCUCUGUCCAAGGCAGCAGCUCUAGGGAAGAGGGGGAACAGCCGGGGUUACGCGCACCAGCAGCAGCAGCAACAGCAGCAGCAGCAGCAGCAGCAGCAGCAGCAGACGGCCAAAGAAGCAGCAGACAGUGAUGCCUCGUUCGGCUGCGAAGCCUCUCGUUCUGUUAACAGCCCGCCUGCAUGCAGGGCCCCUCCAUCUUCCCCCGCGUCUGCUGCUCCAGUGGACGCAGAAACGGGUUCGGAGCGUGGUUCAGCAGCAGCAGCAGCAGCUGCAGCAGCAGCAGCAGCUGCUGCUGCUGCAGCAGCAGCAGCAGCAGAAACAGCAGCAGCAGCAGCAGGUGUUCGUGCUCCCCCUGGCCUCAGCGGCCCAGAUGUUCAGAGCGCGCUGCUGCGGGCCUCUUUCUUAGGCCGCACAGAUAUAGUUAAGCUCUGUCUAGAGCGGGGGGCUUCUCCUGCUGCAGCAGAUGCUAUUGGGCGUACCCCGCUUCACUAUGCUGCAGCAACAGGAGUGGCUCAGGCGGUGUCGUUGCUGCUGCAGUAUGCAGCCAAGUCAGAAGACAACAACAACCAGCAGCAGCAGCAGCAGCAGCAGCAGAAACAGAAACAGCAGCAGCAGCAGCAGCAGCAAGGGUGUGGGGGUCUUGCUGCUCUCGUUGAUAUGCCUGAUAAGAAACGAUGGACGCCGCUGCUGAUAGCUCGGGGACGGAGACUGCUGCAGCAGAUGCUGCAGCAGAAACGAACACGCCGGCAGAUAGCCGAGAUCCUUCCGCCCAUGAAAUAA
Molecule: messenger RNA, 1317 nt
Organism: Eimeria mitis
Lineage: Eukaryota; Apicomplexa; Conoidasida; Eucoccidiorida; Eimeriidae
Product: ankyrin repeat-containing protein, putative
Exons: 2
Coding region: 1-1317 (438 amino acids)
Molecular function (GO): protein binding
Source: RefSeq, a predicted model, not a curated record